Molecule: messenger RNA, 1456 nt
Organism: Ostrea edulis (European flat oyster)
Lineage: Eukaryota; Metazoa; Mollusca; Bivalvia; Ostreida; Ostreidae
Product: monocarboxylate transporter 2-like
Exons: 6
Coding region: 19-1335 (438 amino acids)
Biological process (GO): monocarboxylic acid transport; transmembrane transport
Molecular function (GO): monocarboxylic acid transmembrane transporter activity
Source: RefSeq, a predicted model, not a curated record
UGCUUAAUAGUUUAUUGAAUGAUGACGCAGCACGAGUGCCGCGGAGAGGGCGGGUAUGGUUGGGCAGUGGUCCUCGCGUUGUUUGUUAACGUCCUCAUUGUUGCAGGGUUACAGAGUUCAUCUGGAAUAAUCCACACAGAACUGAUGAGGACAACAUCUGCUGACCUCUCUGUGAUUGGCUGGAUCGGUUCUCUACUCACCGGACUCUGCACAAUCUCAUCACCCAUUGUGUCCGUCUUAACGAGGAUCAUACCAUGCAGAGUGAUUGCCAUAAUCGGAAAUAUCAUGAUCAGUCUUGGUUUUUUCUGUGCUUUCUUCACCUCUUCAGUUCCGGUGCUGAUUUUGUGUUUGGGAGUUCUCCCUGGAAUUGGCUCGAAUCUCAUUAUCUUCUCCAUCACAAUGAUACUCAAAGGAUAUUUUGUGAAGAGGCUGCCUCUCGCUUUCGGAAUAGCGUUCUCUGGUGCGGGAAUCGGCAUGUUAAGUUUUCCGCCAUUUUACGUUUACUUGCAUUCGUCAUUUGGAAUAAAGGGAAGCUUCCUUUUGUGUUCGGCUGUUUGUUUGAAUGGCAUUGUGUUGUCCUGUCUAGCCAAACCGAAUACAUCUAAACUUCGGGGAAAGACACCGGAACAGAGAGUAUCCAUGACGAAAUUCUUCGACUUCAGCCUGUUUAAUUCCUAUAAUUUCGUUUUGUUUGUCACGGCACACCUUGCUUUCAACAUAGGAAACGUCGCUCCUUUUACAUACCUACAAAUCAAAGGACUGGAACUUGGCUUCUCAGAGCAAUCGUCUGCUCUGUUUAUAACAGCCUUGGGAGCCGGAAGUUCUGUUGCGAGAAUAACAUUUGGAUGGUUCUCGGCAAAGUUUCCAAGAAUUCGUAUUCGAUCAUACCUGAUUGUGGUGUUAGUGGCGAGUCUGUCCACUCUCCCAGUAGCCUUCACCAGCUCCUAUCCACUGAUAUUAGUCUGCUCGGCAUUGUUUGGUUCAUGUGCAGGAGUUACCCAUACAGAAAUCCCCACGAUAAUCAUCGGGAUGAUGGGAAUUGACAGAUUGGAUAGCGCUUUAUCUGUGGCUUAUCUACAGCAAGGCAUCGGAUCCUUGAUCGGAAUUCCUCUCACAGAUAUUGUAUGUCGUAGUGUUGGCGACAACAACAUAUCCUUUAUCUUCACCUUCGGCAUCACUGCGUUAGCCUUUCUUCUUAUGGUCCUUUCUUUCUACUUACCCAACAAACCAUCACGGAAUGUACAAUCCCACGAGAUCUUGACUAAAUUCCCUGAUCGGAAACCGGAAGUUUUUGUUAUCGAUGUAUCAGAAACCAGAGGUCCUGCGGCGGCUUGAUAAUGGAGAUCCGUCUGUUGUGUUCAAUAUUGCAAUGGAAAAAAAUAACUGUAACUCAUUUGUACUAUUUCUAACUGUCUCUAAUGCAAAGAAAGACAUUCAAAUAAAAAUUGACAUACAU